This is a messenger RNA of Pollicipes pollicipes, 3379 nucleotides long. RefSeq names its product LIM/homeobox protein Lhx3. NCBI's taxonomy places the organism in Eukaryota, Metazoa, Arthropoda, Thecostraca, Pollicipedomorpha, Pollicipedidae. Gene Ontology annotation, molecular function: DNA-binding transcription factor activity, RNA polymerase II-specific; zinc ion binding; RNA polymerase II transcription regulatory region sequence-specific DNA binding. Gene Ontology annotation, biological process: neuron differentiation; regulation of transcription by RNA polymerase II. The record is from RefSeq and is a predicted model, not a curated record. Gene Ontology annotation, cellular component: nucleus. The transcript is spliced from 8 exons. The coding region runs from base 43 to 1185 and encodes 380 amino acids.
ACCCGACCGCGCUGCGGGCGAUCCGACCCACCGCAGACGGCCAUGACGGGCCUGGAGCGACCCCCACCCGACGUGCUGCUUGCUCUGCUCUCCAGCAACAAGGCGCUCGAAGCGACGAUCCCCAAGUGCGGCGGCUGCGAGAAACCGAUCGUGGACCGGUACAUCCUGAAAGUGCUGGACCGCUGCUGGCACAGCGCCUGCCUCGUGUGUGCCGACUGCGGCGCAAAGCUGGCCGACAAGUGCUUCGUCCGCUCCGGCCAGGUCUUCUGCAAGGAGGACUUCUUCAGGCGGUACGGGGCUAAGUGCUCGGGCUGCGACGCCGGCAUCCCACCCGACCAGGUGGUUCGUCGGGCCCAGGACAACGUGUACCACCUGAGCUGCUUCGUGUGCGUCCUGUGCAGCGGCCAGCUGAACACCGGCGAUGAGUUCUACCUCACCGAGGACGGCAAGCUCGUCUGCAAGGACGACUACCAGCAGGCCAAGCAGCGCGGCGACACAGAGACCGACUCGACCAACAAACGGCCGCGCACCACCAUCACGGCCAAGCAGCUGGAGACGCUGAAGGUGGCCUACAACAACAGCAGCAAGCCGGCCCGGCACGUUCGCGAACAACUCAGCCAGGAAACGGGCCUGGACAUGCGGGUCGUCCAGGUCUGGUUCCAGAACAGGCGAGCCAAGGAGAAGCGGCUGAAGAAGGAUGCCGGCCGGUCACGCUGGGGCCAGUACUUCCGAAACAUGAAGCCGGGCGACAAACGACGCGCGGGCGAGAAGACGUCCGAGUCGGACGACGACACCGUCUACAACAACAACGACGACGAGCUGACGAUCGACUACCCGCACACGCCCAGCUCGUGCGACAUGGAGCCGGGCCAGGUGGUCAGUCCGCACGUGCCACACCCGCACCAUUUCCUGCACGGUCCCAGCACGCCGCCGUACAACCUGCCCGGGAACGGCUCUCCGGGCCCCGGUCACCGGCUGCCCAUGCCGGCCGCCGUCUUCCCGUCGUACGGCGACGGCGGCGUCCAGUUCCCGCCGCACCUCGGUCGGCCGGGCCCUCUGCCGCCGCCACACAUGGCCGGCGAGCUUAGCAGCGCCUCCAGCACUGCCGGCUAUCCCGAGUUCCCGCCCAGCCCCGAGUCCUGGCUGGGCGAGGUGGAGGCGGCGCCACCGGCGCACCCCUACUGACGCCAGCUGGCCAGACCUCGCUGAGAGCUGGCCUGCAACUGGUGACCGGAGUCGGGUCAGCCCAGCUCCUGGUGACCAGUGUCAGGUCAGCCGUGCCCCUGGUGACCGGGGUCAAGUCAGCCGGGCCCCGGCCGCCUCUGGUGACUGAGGUCAGGUCAGCCGGACUCCGCCGCCGCUCCAGAGAGCGACAGCGGCACCGAGGAGACAGGUGGGAGGUGGAGACGCCGCCACACGCGGCACUCAGCACCCGAACAGACCCUGACGCGCGGACGGUGGCGCUCCACGGUCCGGCACGCCGCAAAAAGUCGGAGACAUUGGCAGUGACGCCCGACGUCAGCCUGCGGCAAACGGUGCCGCAGGCGCGCUGCCACGGCGACGGCAGCGGCGGCGCGAAACGGCACAGGGGACGCUUGAAGUGCGCGGCGCCGUGGCGGGAGUAGCCCGCUGAGGCCGGGGCCUGCCAGCUCCGUCCCCGGUCAGCAGCAGCCGGUGCAUGUCCUGUCGCCUGUUUGUGAUGUGUGUCGUGUGUUAGACCUGCUCAGGCAGCUGCGCCGGGUACGGGCGCGGAGUCAUGGCCUUAGGAUUCAUGCGGCACUGGUGGGGCGCUCCAGCCGUCGGCAGGGACGCAGAGAUGCGGCACGGUGGCCGAGUUUCGUUUUGAUACCGUGUGACCCUACGCACAUAUAAGUUAACUGCGGCUGCUGCCCACUGCAUCUUUUCCUGUUUUAGCCGGCUCUUCAUUACACUGCGAUCGUUUGUGUGCACAGACACUGAGAUGUGCUUGCAACGUGCUGCAUACACAAUGCCCAUUUGGCACUAUACGGGAUGGAGCACUAGUCACGAGUGCCACAGUAUUACGCAAGAAUUUGCACAACCACAUAAUGUUUGUUGUCAAUUAAUCUAUCAUUAGCAGAUUUGUCUAUGAGAGAACGUUGGUUUGACAUUUGCAGUCGGUUGCAAAGUCCAGAAAUGCAACGGAUUGCCACAAAGUGGUGUCAUCGAAAGCGUGUUACAUUAAAUGCCUUAUUUAUUUCAUUCAUGAAACCAUUUCAUCUAUAGGUUGUAUUUGAUGAUAAGGGCGUGUGACUUAUUCGGCACGUCGUAUUACGCCACCCAAUUUGCGUCAUCACAAAGGCAAUCACGACAUCCAUACGACCUGUACAGUCUAGUCAGAUAUAGUUAAUAUUAAAGAUGCGCGAGGUGUAUUUUUCUCCCUCUUUUCAUAGAAUUUAAGAGCCACAUACAAAUAACAAGUUCUUGGUUCGUGACUAAACGCCACAUCCUAUUUUAGCAGCGCUAAAUUGUUUCUGCCGAAAUCGAAUUUUGACAGCCAGCGAUAUGGUAUUUGGCUGGAGCUAAAUCGCCUCUGAGGUCUCAUAGCGGUGUUCACAACGCAAAAUAAUUGAACACUGAACGUAUGCGCGGAGCAUGCGCUCUGACGUGCCCGGAACAAAUAAAUACACGAUCUGUUUAAUGACGUGCGUUCACAAACAUCGUUUGCACACACGGAUGGCAAGAGUCAGAAACGGAAGCCAUAUCUUCCAAGACACAAUGUUUUUGUGGGCGUUGUUUUUUUUAACGUUUCAGACGAGUAUAUAACGUGCUCUAUAUUAUAACAUGAAUGACUUCAUCCAACGACUACACAGCGGUCGGUGCGUCAUGGAAGUAUAGCUUUUUCUACAUACAUCAAACAGACCUCUUCGGACAGUCUGUGAAUUCAUUGAGCACAAACUGGGAAACUUGAUGGAUCUGAAGCAUUCACCCUGAAUUCCGUCAUCGUCUGCAUCAGCAUGUUUCAUUUAUGUUUAUAUCGAUUCACUAUGACAUCGGCCUCCUUGUAGCCAUGAAGCGUCACAGGGCUUUGAAGCUUGCAAACAUUGGGACGUCCCUGUGCGACGGAGACCGCUGUUCAAGCGUCUCCGCCCCGCGUCUCCUAUUGAUUUCUAGCUGUCAUAUCAUGUACCGAUUCCGAGGUACAGGAGUCGACUGUAGCCUAGUGGUCCUCUGUUUUCGCAGCACCAUAAUUCCUGAUGAGUGGGUCGGCAAUACCUGUAGUGGACGUCAAUUGUGCGUUUGUUCCAGCAUAUUCAUGGAGUGUACUGAGGUGUGUGUAAUGUUCAUGCAUGAGCUUGUUGUUGAGCGAGCCACGUCUGUCGCACGAUGCUUGCCAACAAUAAAGCGGGAGGAUGUGUGA